CUGUUCCACUGGACCCUGCUCAUUGCAUGAGGCUAAGCGGCACCAUGUUCCCAGAGUUGGGGGAGAGUGAUGGUGAAGAGCUGCCAACCUUUCAAUUCCUAAGCCAGCAGCUUCCGGAGCUAAAAACCACCCCGCAGCCUCCUCUAGCAGAUGACGUGGUGGUGCUUUGCAGCUCAGACUCUGAGGAUUCAUCUGUUCCCUCUCCCGCAUGGAAAAAGUCCCGCCCUGCACAAGUUUCGGCCAGGGCUGCCACUCGUAGUGAUGACGUGGCACAGCCCAGCAGCGAGAGCGAGGAGGAGGAGGAUAUUGUCCCCUUAGCUGAAAGGCUCAAGAGGAGGUUUUUGGCUGCCAAACCUUCCGCAGUAGGUACUUCCUUUACCAGGAUCCAAGAACGAAGCAACCAAGACUCGGUCUCUUCCAGUGACGAGAAAGUGGCCGCUGUUUGCUGGCAGCAGCCACUAGCCAGAGACCCAGACACCGAGAGGAGAGCUGUUCCCAAGACUUGGGAACUGUCAGAUAGCGACCCAGAACUGCCUCCAUUUGAUCUCAAGAAGCAACUUUUGCUUCAGCCUCCAGAGUGUGUCUCUGACUGCCCAGUACAAAAUAGCAGCCAUCGGGGCACAGAGAUAAGCCUGAAACCCUUCCCUCUUCAGACAAGUUCAAAACGUAGCCAGGAGGAAAUUGCCCACGCCCGCCAGGCUGCCUUACAGCGGAAGGAAGCACGAAGAGCUCGGCAGGUGCUGCUGGAGCAGGAAAGGGAGAAGAAGAAGGCCUUGGCUGGCCUUCGGAAGGCCCAGAGACCAGAACAGUGUCUGAAGCACAUUCAAGUAGUGCUUGAUCCAGGUCUUUUACAGGUCGAAGGUGGGGGGCAGGUGCUUACCACUCUGCAGUCCAUGGAGUGUAGCUGUGUGAUUGAGAGCCAAGCGGUUCCCCGCAGUAUCACCUGGAGAAGGAAAUCUGGGCUAGCUCAGGUUGAAGAAGACAACUUCACAGAAGAACCUCACAUUCUCGUUCUAAUGCUCCCAGAAGAGUUUGUGCCCAUGGUUCAUAACUAUAAGCAGAUUAGCAUGGAAGGACCCACUGAGACUCUGCAGAGCGUUGUGGCUAAUAUCAUGGAGAAAAACCCUGGAAAAACUCCGGCACUGGCUGUAGUACAACUGGAAAAAUAUUUCAGUUCUCACAAGCAGAAGUCGCAGAAGAAACUGCAGCAAGCAGUGCAGAGUGGCUGUGAGGUACAGGAGCAAGGCAAACCAAGGCACCGGAGAGGAAAAGCAGAUUCAGGCCCGGAGCUAUCCAGAGUGGAUGUGGAAGAAGCCUUGGUCAGCCUGCAGCUUCACACAGGGGUCCAGGUUCGAGUUCUUGACAGCUGGAAAGAGCUUGGUGACUUCGCCAGCAUGUUCACCAAGGCUGUGGCUGAAGCACCAUUCAAAAGGGAACGAGAUAAAACCAGCUUCUCCUUCUGCCUAGAGGGGGACUGGAGUGGGGGUGCAAAGGUGGACCGCUCUGGAAAGGGGCUGCUGCAAGUUUGGAAGAGGCAGAUUCAGCAGUUCAACCGGGUCAGUCUAGAGAUGGCCAAUGCCGUUGUAGCCAGAUACCCUUCUCCCCUGCUUCUGAUGCAGGCUUAUGAUACCCACUCUUCUGAACAGGAGCGACACAACCUUCUGGCAGAAAUACCUGUCCGCCGAGGUGAUGGUGUAACGGCCACUACAAGGCGGGUGGGUCCAGACCUCUCUAAACGUAUUUAUCUGCAAAUGACUUCCUACAAUCCUGACCUUUCUCUGGACGUUACAGGAUGACCCUAAAAUAUGGAUUUAAGUAGAAAUUCUCUUCAAGCUACUUUUUGGGGAAGAGGUACGUUAAACUAAAUGUUUUUAAAAACAUAUAACUACUUGAAGCAGAAGAAGUACUUCUUUCCUACAGAAACCUUGUACAGUAACCUCAAGCAUUUCUUGAUUAAUUAGAAACUAUUAAGAACUGUAGUUUCCUUCUUGCAGUGUAAUUCUGAAAAGCUCUUUAAAAAGCAGAAAUUACCCCAAUCUUAUUAGCACAAAUCGCAAUAUUCCUUUACAUCUUGCCACUGUUCAUAUACAGUAAGAAAACGGUCUGAAUAGUGCUGUUCUAUACCAAUGUUAAUCUCAAUGCUAUUAAUGAUUAAAAAUUAAUUUUAUCAAAUUGAUUUUAACCACUUUGACUUGAAUACAGGAGCUGGCCAUGUGCCAACAUGGAAGCAGAUUAUGUUACCCCACA
Messenger RNA from Elgaria multicarinata webbii, 2247 nucleotides. RefSeq names its product essential meiotic structure-specific endonuclease 1 (gene EME1). Bases 27 to 1796 code for a protein of 589 amino acids. The transcript has 8 exons. NCBI's taxonomy places the organism in Eukaryota, Metazoa, Chordata, Lepidosauria, Squamata, Anguidae. Gene Ontology annotation, molecular function: DNA binding; crossover junction DNA endonuclease activity. Gene Ontology annotation, biological process: replication fork processing; mitotic intra-S DNA damage checkpoint signaling; double-strand break repair. Gene Ontology annotation, cellular component: Holliday junction resolvase complex; nucleus. The record is from RefSeq and is a predicted model, not a curated record.